Molecule: messenger RNA, 3630 nt
Organism: Trichomycterus rosablanca
Lineage: Eukaryota; Metazoa; Chordata; Actinopteri; Siluriformes; Trichomycteridae
Gene: pcdh10a
Product: protocadherin 10a
Exons: 5
Coding region: 117-3077 (986 amino acids)
Biological process (GO): homophilic cell-cell adhesion
Cellular component (GO): plasma membrane
Molecular function (GO): calcium ion binding
Source: RefSeq, a predicted model, not a curated record
UUUAAGCCUUUAUAUAUAUUUUUUCCAAAUAAAACAACAAAAGAAAACAUGAAACAGGAUUAAAAGUUCAGUUUUUAACGUUUUAACAUUUUUGGAAAACUUUUUCUGGAAUAAAGAUGAUGCUGAUUUGGACGUUAGUGGUCCUGAUGCUGCUGACAGGAGCGUGUGCGCAGCUCCGCUACACAGUUCCAGAGGAACAGGACCGUGGAACAGUGGUAGGAAACGUGGCCGAGGAUUUAAGACUGGACAUUACGCAGCUGUCGGCGCGCCGCUUCCAGACCGUGCCUGGUCCCCGGGGCGCGCCCCCGCCGCUGCUCGCGGUGGACGUGGAGAGCGGUGCGCUGGUGGUGCGCGGGCGUAUGGACCGGGAGCAACUGUGUGGCGAGAGCGCGCCGUGCCUCGUUCACGUGGAGGUGUUCUUGGAAGACCCGCUCGAGCUGUUCCGCGUGGACACUGAAGUGCUGGAUGUAAACGACAACGCACCGCGCUUUCCUCGCGCCGAUAUCAAUGUGGAGAUCAGUGAGAGCGCGGCACCGGGGACGCGCUUUCCUGUGGAUGCUGCGCUUGACCCGGACGUGGGAACGAACGCCCUGAGUGGGUAUGCCAUUACCAGCAAUGAGCACUUUCGCUUGGACGUGCAGACGCAAGGGGACGGUAGUCGGUACGCCGAGCUCGUACUUGAGAAAGCUUUGGACCGGGAGAUGCAGCCCGUGCACAGGUACGUGCUCACGGCGGUGGAUGGGGGGCAGCCUCAGCUCACCGGGACCGCGCUCCUGGUCGUCACAGUGCUGGAUUCGAACGACAACGCACCCGUGUUUGGGCAGAACGUAUACGCCGUCACCCUGCGUGAAAACUCGCCCACGGGCACUCUGGUAAUCAAGCUAAACGCCACGGACGCGGACGAGGGUGCGAAUGGAGAGGUGGUGUAUGCCCUCAGCGCGCACAACCCACCGCGCGUGCACGAGCUGUUCAAUGUGGAUUCGCGCACAGGCCGCGUGGAAGUUACUGGAGAGUUGGAUUAUGAGGAGAGCGGCGCGCGUGAAAUCCAGAUCCACGUCCAAGCUCGUGACAUGGGACCGAACGCCGUGCCCGCGCAUUGUAAAGUCACGCUCAAACUUAUUGACGUCAAUGAUAACGCUCCUGAGAUCGUCUUCAGCACCGUGAGCGAGUCUGUAAGCGAGAGCGCGCCUCCCGGGACCGUGAUCGCCAUGCUGAGCGUUUCAGACCGGGACUCAGGUGAGAACGGGCGCAUCACCUGUGAGCUUCCCGGGAGCGAGCGCGGUGAAGACCUGCCGUUCAGGCUCAAACCCUCUUCAUUAAAGAAUUACUACACCAUAGUGACGGACGCGGCGCUAGAUCGGGAGCGCGCAGAUGCCUACACGCUCACGGUGGUGGCGCGCGAUCACGGGGCGCCUCCGUUAACAGCGCGCGAGACGAUCCGCGUGCGCGUGUCGGACGAGAACGACAACGCGCCACGCUUUUCACAGGACUUGUACGAAGUGCGCGUGACAGAGAACAACGUGCCCGGCGCAUAUAUCUACGCCGUGAGCGCCACGGACGCGGACGCCGACGAGAACGCGCAGAUCACUUAUUCAAUCGAGGAGCGCCAGAUCCAAGGUAUGAGCGUGUUGACGUACGUGUCCGUGAACGCCGAGAACGGAUAUGUGUACGCGCUUCGCUCCUUCGAUCACGAGCACAUCCGCGAGUUCAGUUUCACGGUGCGCGCCGUGGAUGGAGGGAAUCCCGAGCUUUCUACAAACUCCACGGUGCACGUGUUUGUGAUGGAUCAGAACGAUAACGCGCCCAGCGUGAUCGCCCCUCUGGGAAAGAACGGUAGUGCGGCGCGCGCACCUUUACCCAAAUCGGCCGAACCUGGAUACCUGGUGACGCGCGUGAUCGCGACAGACGCGGACGACGGCGAGAACGCGCGACUUAGCUACAGCAUCGCGCACGGUAACGACCUCGGUUUGUUUCGGAUGGACUGGAGGAGUGGGGAGCUGCGCACCGCACGGCGCGUGGCCGCCGGGAAACCCGACUCCACACAGGUGCGCGUGUACGAAUUGCUGAUUGAAGUGCGCGAUCACGGACAGCCGCCACUUUCCUGCUCCGCUCGCAUCGACGUAGUCCUGGUGGACGAGGAUGUUGACCCCGAGGGGACUGGAGCGCGCGGCGGGGCGCGUGGCCGGGCACGGGGCUCAAUUCGGUCGAACGAGAACUCACAGGAAAUGACGCUGGUGUUGCUCGUGGCGCUUGGUUCGAUCUCCUCGGUUUUCCUGCUUGCCAUGAUCGCACUGGCAGUGCGCUGCCGCCGGAAGGACAAAAAACUGAGCGCGUUCACGUGCUUGACGAGAGACUGGUGCUGCGGCGCGUGCAGGUGCUGCUCGUGCUGUAGCCGCCGAUCUCGCGCACGGCAGAAGAAGCAGCUCAGUAAGUCGGACAUAGUGCUCGUGCAGAGUGGCGGGGGCGCGCCCGUGCAGGUACCCGUGGAGGAAUCUGGGACCAGCGGUGGGAGCGCGCAUCUACAUCAACACCUUCAUCAUCACCACUGCUACCAGGUGUGUUUGACGCGUGAAUCCGCCAACACCACCGAACUGAUGUUCCUACAGCCGUGCACCACCGACACCGAGCAUGGUACCGGGGCCACUGGCAUUCUCCGCACUGACCAGCAACCUGAUAUCCUGUCCAAUGGGAGCGUCCUGUCUGGAGAGAUAAAGCACCAGAGACCAGAACUGAGUUACCUGGACAGACCACGUCGUGUUAACAGUUCAGUAUUUCAGGAGGACAUAGUGAGCUCAAAGGACAGUGGCCAUGGAGACAGCGAACAAGGAGACAGUGACCAUGAUGCUACAAACCGCCUACACUCCUCUGACCUCUUCUCCAACUGUACAGACGAGUGUAAGGCUCUCGGGCACUCAGACCGUUGCUGGAUGCCCUCCUUCGUCUCUGGAGAUGGUCGCCAUGGUGCCGAUUACCGUAGCAACCUGCACGUCCCUGGGAUGGACGCGGUGAUGGACGGAGAGCACGUAAGAGGGUUUCCUAGCACGUUCUGCACCGACAGUGCAUCUGAAACAUCAUGAACUGAGCAGCCAAACCUUGAGCAGCCAAAAAUAUCCAGCGGUGUGUUUACAUUUUUAUUUAGAUUCCGUCAUUGCUGAUUUAUUUUGUAAGCCGAUCUGAUGGACGCUGGACUCUAAGAGAGCAUUCUCAGCCGGACUGAGGAAACAGCACUUUUCCAAAAAAAAUAAAUGGAACAAAAAGGAUGGACCAUACAAAAAGAAGAAAGGACAACAAGUUAAGAAGACAACAAUGGAUGGAUUACAGAAAAAAGAAUAAAAACACAAUACAAAGGAUUAAUGGAUGUUUUGGACAUGAACUGAUGAAUCUCAGUCUCUGUUUAGUUGAUUGUAAACUGACCAAUCUGAACCCUUUAUCUGUGUAACACACACACACACACACACACACACACACACACACACACACACACACACACACACACACACACACACACACACACACACACUUACUCGUAAUGGUUAGAUAUACGUAGGUGACAAAAUAUCCAUGUAUUUCCAUGUACAUUGUAUCUAAAAAUUAUUAUUUAGUUUAUUAAAGCUGCAGUUAAGAGUAAAA